Messenger RNA from Trichoderma atroviride IMI 206040, 1320 nucleotides. RefSeq lists its product as uncharacterized. NCBI's taxonomy places the organism in Eukaryota, Fungi, Ascomycota, Sordariomycetes, Hypocreales, Hypocreaceae. The record is from RefSeq and is a predicted model, not a curated record.
AUGUCUUUUCUCUCGAUUACAGCCGCCGCAAGGCGUAAAGCAACGCUCAUUGCAUCCAUCUCCAGUUUACUCCUGUCGUGUGUUCAUGGCCAAUUCAUCCCAGAGAUUGAUGCAACAUAUUCCUCUACCCCCAAGCCAUUCACUCUCAAAGUGAAUCCUUCCUUCAUCGAGACGACACGACUCAAGGUGCAGCUAGGCAGAAUAGCCAAUGACAUGGGAGUCCCCCCCUUUACUGACGGCAUCUCGACUGAGAUGGCACAAACUCUUCAAAACUACUGGGUUGAUGAGCUCAACUGGACAUCUGUACAGGAGCAAAUUAACAAAAAUUUCACAAUGUUUACCACAACGGUCGAAAUCGAUGAUAAGAACUACACAGAACCAAUCCCGCUUCACUUUGUGCAUCACCGCUCACCUCGCCACGAUGCAAUUCCCCUUCUCUUCCUCCACGGUUUCCCGGGCUCCUUUUUGGAAGUAGGCCGAAUCAUCUCGUCCUUGACUCAUCCGCCCAACUCGUCUGUGCCGGCUUUCCACGUCGUAGCCCCGUCUCUGCCCGGCUUUGGAUUCACUCCUGCCCCCGUGCAUGCCGGGUUGGGCCCGAUCGAAGCGGCGCAUGCCUAUAACGCCUUGAUGCACCAAUUAUCGUACCCACGAUAUGUGAUGCAGGCCGGGGAUCUCGGAGCCUUUGUCACUACCUACCAGGCUGCUCUCCACCCCGAGAGCGUCAUCUCCGUGCUCUCCAAUCUUUGGGCCCCUGCUGUCAACGCCACGGAUCUUGCUCGUUUUGAAGCAAAUGAGACGACACCGGGAGAGACGGCGUAUAUCCGCAACAUAACAGCCUACCAGACGGGGGGCGCGGGAUACUUGUUUCUACAGUCCACGCAGCCCUUGAUGGCAGGCCAUGCCUUGACCGACUCUCCUCUAGGAUUUGCGCUUUACAUUUUCCAGCUGAUGCAAGAGCUCGGGACCUUUUACCACUGGUCACUCAGCGAGAUCAUCACCUGGGCUAUGAUGUACAUCAUCCAGGGUCCUUACCCAGCUACACGCUUCUAUAAGGAGUUCCGAAAUGCCGACCAGAUUGUUGGCGCUGACAUGUUUGGGCCGGCGUUGUUUGUCAACGUUCCAGUCGGUGUUACACAGCGCCCACAGGACGCCGGAUGGGGUGUUCCACUGGAUUGGGCGCGCAGGAUAGGCAACGUGACUGCGAUAUAUGUGCAUGACUUUGGGGGCCAUUUCGCAGCGUACCAGACGCCUGAUACGCUGCUGGAUGACUGUUGGCGGUUCUGGGGGAAUAAAAGCGCCUCUGGGGUUGGAAAACACUAA